Oryzias melastigma (Indian medaka) is the source of this 14821-nucleotide messenger RNA. RefSeq names its product vacuolar protein sorting 13 homolog D (gene vps13d). Lineage: Eukaryota; Metazoa; Chordata; Actinopteri; Beloniformes; Adrianichthyidae. Gene Ontology annotation, biological process: mitochondrion organization; protein retention in Golgi apparatus; protein targeting to vacuole. Gene Ontology annotation, cellular component: extrinsic component of membrane. The record is from RefSeq and is a predicted model, not a curated record. The coding region runs from base 1234 to 14346 and encodes 4370 amino acids. Gene Ontology annotation, molecular function: protein binding. The transcript has 70 exons.
AUUAAUGUAUUGUGUUUUAAAUUGUUCAAACAAAGUUUUUGAAGAAAAUUAAAAUACAUUUUUGUUUUAAAAAUAGUUAUAAAUCAUAGAUUACCAAGGUAAUAUAAUGGUUUUGGAAUAUUUGCCAUAUCGUGAUGCAUUGGCAUCGUGAGCCAAAUACUGUACACAGCAGGUGUUUCGCUGAGUUUUAAAUGAGCUCCAUUUAAAACUAAAAAUCUGGAAGUCAGAAGACAGAAAAGACAGACCACAAGCACCCAACCUCUGCACAAAGAAAUAAAAAAAAGAGACAUGAUGGUGAUAAGACAGAGGAAAAGGCAGGAAACAUCACAGAAGCCUGACAGGAAAGGAUACAUACAUUAUUUAUUUCAUUUUUGAUUUGUUUGUCCCCUCUGAUUCAGUCUGAAACUUAAGCCUAGAUUGUACAAUCACUAACAAUUGAUUACAGCUAAAAACGUGUUCUUUUGUUGUGUGUGUUUGUUUUGUUUUAUUUUAAUUUUUUAUUUUAUUUUAUUUGUGAACCGUUAAAAUCUAUAUCUGUUCCCGCCAACUGAGUAGCUGGGUGAGGCUUCUCGGCUCCAGCGAGCGUGCACGUGACUCAGCGAAAACUGAGGGUGUAAUUCCUCCUCCAUUCUGUAGGGGUCUCAGUACUCCUCAUGGUACACAGGAAGACAUAUUUGUUUUUGUCACGUGAUAGGAAGUGAGUACUAAACUCACUAAACUGUUACGCUGUGAGUUUGGUGUCGUCGAAAAGACUGUCAUACAUGAAGGGGGAAGAAGGACCGCUGCUUAUGAAAUAUUUCCGAACCUCUCGCCUGUCUAUCCGAACCAGCAGCAACUUGUCGGUGUCUCCGCGCGCACGGGCCGGCUUAUCUUGAUCUCGUAUGCUAAAUUUGGCUAACAGGCGGACUUGGGGGAUCCAACCUUGGCCGUCCUGUCAGCAGAACGUCGCCGUGCUGAUGGUUCGUUGUCCUGACCUUUUUCUCCGCUGAGCUCGCGUUGGGUCUGCAGUAGUAACUGAUGAGCAGCGGACAGGCGGAGCCGAGUUGUCGCUGUCCCCGUUCUUCUGUCUGCAGCGCUUCGCUCAGUCGGAGUCCACCAUCGUUAGUGUUGCUAACCGGACUUGGACCGGAGCAAGGCCCAUGAGACGGCAUUCAAAGCCUCCCCUGUGAGGCCAGCAACCACGAGGGUUGUGCUGUGUACCUCCACUGACAGUGAAGCCCCCACACCUGCAGGAUGCUGGAGGGACUGGUGGCCUGGGUGCUGAACACGUACCUCGGCAAAUAUGUCAGCAACUUAAAUACGGACCAACUGUCCAUUGCCCUUCUCAAAGGUGCGGUGGAGCUGGAAAACCUCCCCCUGAGGAAAGAUGCUCUGCGGGAGUUUGACCUGCCUUAUGAAGUGAAAACAGGCUUCAUCGGUAAGAUAACCCUUCAGAUUCCGUUCUACCGGCCUCACAGCGACCCGUGGGUCAUCUCCAUGUCCCAGCUCAACCUCAUCAUCGGCCCCACCCCGCCACAAGAGUAUGAUGAAGAAAAGGAACGAGAGGAUGAAAACGAACGCAAGAAACGCCUCCUGAAGGCCCUGGAGGACAAGUUUAAAUGUGAAUGUGAACAGAGAGGAGAAUCCUACUGGUACUCGGUCACAGCGUCUCUCGUCACCAGGAUUGUGGAAAACAUUGAGUUGAAGAUCCAAGAUGUGCAUCUCAGAUUUGAGGACGACUCUUCCAACCUGGAGAAGCCUUUCUCUUUUGGGGUUUGCAUCAACAACGUUUCUGCUCAGAACCCCACCAAGGAGAUGGUCCAGAAGCUCCUCAGACAAAAGCAGCUGGAGAUUGAAGACUUCAGUGUUUACUGGGACACGGAGUGUGAAAUGCUUGAAAAGCUCCCGGCCAAUCAGAUUCAAGACGCUAUGACCCGCUGUAUGCAGAACCGAGACCACCAGUAUAUCUUUGAACCCGUCUGUGCUUCUGUACUGGUAAGAAGAAAUGCAUCGAAGGAGCCUCUGAGGUCAAGGAGCACUCCUCGGAUUGAAGGCCUGGUCCAGCUGGAACCCAUGUCUCUACGCCUUUCACAGGUCCAGUACCUGCAGAUCAUGACGUUCCUUAAAGAGCUAGACCGCAGAGAGCGAGGGAUGCUUUACAGAAAAUGGAGACCCAAAGUCCCAAUUCUCAGCAACUGCCGGCAGUGGUGGAUGUUUGCUAUUGAGGCUAACCUGAACGUCAUUAGGGAGCAACGGCGGCGAUGCAGCUGGAUGUUCUCCCUCCAGCGAGCCCGAGACGCUCGGACCUACACCAGCCUCUACUUCACCAGGCUGAAGGGAAUUUCUUUAAGUCCUCUCGAGGAGAGUGAGCUGAAGCGAGUGGAGGAAGAGCAGACGUUUGAGGAGCUUCACAGUCUUAGAGAGCUUGUGUACGACUGGUUUCGACAGCAAGAAGACUCCACUGAGAAAAUAAAAGAGCCGAGUGUUGAGUGUCAGCCUGAUGCACCCGUCACAACCAUUCAGAAAAGUGGGAGCUCAGGGAUGAUCCAGUACCUCCAGUCCUGGUUCCCUGGUUGGGGCGGCUGGUACGGAGAUUCUGAGAACCUGGUCAGAUCUGAGGAACCUUUGCCAAGUCCUUCGUCCUGGGAUAUUCUAGCAGAGACAGAAGACCUGUUUGACCCGCUGGAGGACUCCCACACUCUGAACACGUUCACCAGACGGGAUCACAUGUUUGCCCGGCUGGAGUUCCUGCUGGAGAAGGGGACCAUCAUGCUCUUUGAACAGGACAGGAGGGGUCCGGUUCUGCAUGAGAGUGGGGUCAUCCAGCUUGAAUUCUCUGUGGUGAAGGUGGUAGUGGAGUCCCUCCCUCGCUCAGAGUCCUCCCUGCUGUCUGUGAAGCUGGGCAAUUUGUUCCUGAGAGAUUUGACCACUCAGGGUUCCAUCUUCCCUGUGCUGAUGUCACCCAAAACCGAUACAAUUGUCACCAUUAACCAGUCACCACUGCAGUCCACCAUUGUUUCUGAAUCCAGAGUCGAGUCCACAUCUCCAGUGUUUGAAAUGAUAUAUGAGCGAAACCCUGCAAAAUCUAAGUUUGAAAGAAGACUUGAAGUCCGGACGAGUCCACUGAACAUCAUCUACAACCCUCAAGCUAUUAAAAAAGUCACAGAGUUCUUCUACAAAGGGAGGGUCCACACCUCAGGUUUUGGAUAUCAGUCAGAGCUGGAGCUGAGAGUAGCAGAAGCUGCCAGGAGGCAAUACAACAAGCUGAAGAUGCAAACCAAGGCAGAAAUCCGACAAACCAUUGACCAGCUUCUUGUGGGAGAAUUCAUUGAAAACGGCAAGCGUUGGACGAUGAAACUUGACAUCUGUGCACCUCAGGUGAUUUUCCCGGAUGACUUCCAGUCAGGAGACCCUGUGCUUGUUGUGGUGGAUUUAGGCAGAAUCCUUCUGACAAAUUCUCAAGAUGACAGUGCCGUCAGCUCAAAAUCUGCUGGGCCUGAAGGGGAAGACAUGAGUGAUGAUGAGUACCAGACACCGCUUGCUACGCCACCAGAAUCUCCACCACCUGAACUCGACUUGCCUUUAAAAGUGCAGCUUAAAAAUCCUGAGGUUCCCAGUCUUAAAAUCCCAGAGGCCGCUCAAGCUUACAGUCGGAAACUGUAUGAAAAAUACUGCCUGUCCUUCAUGGACCUGCAGAUAAUGGUCGGUCGCUACAAGGAUAACUGGAAACACCUUCAGGAAGGAGAAGUAGGGCCAACACAUGUAGUUGAAAAGUUCAACGUGCUGCUACAGCUCGAGCAGAGGCUGCGCUACACCUCGGAUCCCCAGCUGCCCGGCGCUGUGCUUUCAGGGACGCUGCCGGACCUCAAGGUUCAUAUCAACCUGGAGAAGAUGACUGCCCUUCAAAGCUGCCUCACAAGGCUUAGCAGUCCAGCUCCAAGUGAAACAGACAAAUUCAUGGAGAGAGAUCCAAAUGUGAGAUCUCCUGAUCCUGUUCCCCAGGACAAAUUUUUUUUCAGGGGUGACAGCUCAUUGAAACUGCAAGGUUCUGCCAAGAAUCUUACCCAGAGUGUGAUGACAUUAGAGCAACAUACACGUGAAGUCCUGGUGGAAUCUCGCCUGCUGUUGGCUGAAUUCAAGGUGGACUACAUGCAGCUUGGCGUGGAGAGUGAAGGUCGCUACAUAUCUGUUCUCAAAGUGUUUGGCACAAAUGCACAUUUCGUAAAGCGGCCGUACGAUGCUGAAGUUUCUUUAACAGUUCAUGGCCUUCUCUUGGUGGACACUAUGCAGACCUAUGGGUCCGACUUUGACCUUCUUGUUGCCUCUCAUAAGCACCUAGGCUUCGAUCUUCCCACUGGCAGCCUGAAAGAAAGCCAGCCAUCUUCUCCUGACUUGUGCAACAACAGUUCCUCUGAGCAUCAAGAGACGCUUCCUGAGUUGUCCUCAAAUAUCUCCAUUGGAAACACAUCCCCGUUCAGUUCUAUUCUCAAAGAUGAAGAUGCACUUAUCAAACUGGAGUAUCAGUUUGUGAGCUCAGACUGUCCCUCCAUGAACCUUGACAGCUCCCUUCAGGUCACAAGUGUACAAGUCAACAACUUGGACAUCAUUCUUAACCCUGAGACCAUAGUGGAGCUGCUAAAAUUCCUUCAGAAGUCUUUUCCCAAAGAAGACAGCUCUACGCCUUCAUCAGUUCAACAACACCCAACACAUCUUCACGAUGAAGAGGAGGACAGGACAUUCCAAGCCACUUAUGACCAGAACAAAGAGCUAACCAUAGAGAUCCACAGACUGAACCUGCUUCUCCUCCGGACGGUGUCCACUGGCACUUCUUUGGGUGCUGAGAAGAGAGGACUGAAGAUAGCCACUGCCAGCAUCGCUGGAACCAAGGUCAACGUCUCAAUGGGAAGUACCUUUGAUGUGAGUGGUUCACUUGGAUCCAUGCAGCUGGGAGACCUGACCCAGGAGGGGAACCGCAGCCAGUUCGUGGUCAGCAUUGGUAGUAUUGAAGGGAACUCCUCAGAUCUUGAUGGAUUAACAUUUCUCUCUGAUGCAAGUGGAUCCCAAACAGAUGCUUUAAACUUCCGCCUUCUGGAGCAGUCCAGAGGGGAGUGUUCGCUGAAACUCCACAUGGCAUCUCUUCACUACAACCACUCCGCCAAGUUCCUUCGAGAGCUUAGUCUGUCAGCCAAUGAACUGGAAGAUAAUUUCCGUUCCAUGUUGAAAAAUGCUGCCACCAAAGUAUCAACAGUUCUGGUCUCUAAAACAGCUGAAUACAGCGGUAUGGUGUCACUCUUUGAGACUCCAUUGAAAAAAUCCAGAACCUUUAGCCACAGCUGGCCAUUUGAGGAGGAAGAGGAGAUUGCUGUUGAGGAACCUGAAUCCUCACUUAAUGAUUUCUCAGUCAAGCUGAACUUAAACAUCAACAUCGAAUCUCCAGUUGUGUCCAUUCCUCGUAAAUUUGGACAUCCUGAGCUGCUGGUUGGUCAUUUGGGAAGCAUAAGAAUACGCAAUUUGCUUAAUAGCCAGGAUUUACCUGGGGAGACCUUGCAGGUGUUGGUGAAGGACAUUCGUCUGUAUUCACUCAACAUGAGUCAUUUGGUUCCAAAAAGAGCACCCAGAGGGGAGAAAGCUGAUGGUGUGUCGAGAUCCUGCACAAACCAAGAAGAAGCACCGUUCACUCGUAACGACUUCUUCGAGUCCCUGAGCAGAGGACAAGCCUUCCAUAUACUAAAAGACACUACUAUUCAGUUUACUGUGGAGAAACUUCCUCUUGAUGAAGACGCCCAGCUUAGCCUAAAUACCACAGAGGAAUCAUACACAAGCAUGGGGCAACUGAGGAUUCAGGGGGAAUUUGUCACCCCUGUUCAGGUCUUCUUGUGCAAGCCUGUGUAUGAACAAGUCCUCCAAACUUUGGACAACCUGUUCUUGAUCGAGGAGCAACACACUAUGCCCAGCCAGCCACCCACCCCCCCACCACCAACGCCUUCCUCUGUCAGACUCCACUGCUUUCCUGACCCCCAAGGGGGGCUGUUUGCUAGGGACCCCCCAAGUGUUAACUUUUCCCAUUCGUCACUUUCCUCUCCUUUGUCUUUACAGUCUCAGAAACCUGCCCUUUACUCCUCCUCCUUUACUCAGUUAAAGGUCAACCUACAUGUUUCAGAACUCCAGGUCCAGCUUAGUGCAGACCUGACUCAGGGAUCCCAAGGCUUAGUUAGUGUUCGCUUCCAAGAUCUUGAAGGAGACUUUACCAAAGACCAUCCUAACUCGCUGAGGGUCCAGCUGGCUCUCCGUGCAGUUCUGAUGGAAGACCUACUGGAACAGAACCCCAAGUCUAAGUACAAAUAUUUGAUGGUGUCUCGUGGAGCUCCCAAGCCCUCCACAUUCAGCCCAAAGGAGUACCUGUCCCAGAGCUGUCCCUCGUCCUCCAACGCCUUUUACCCAGACAUGCCUCGCUCACUGCCAGCACACAUGGAGGAGGCCCAGAAUGUGUUUCAGCUCUACCAGAGACAUUCCAGCACCCCAUCGAAUAGCAACCGCAAGUCCAAGAAGGACCCAGAAUGUCCCAGCACUCCCCCACCUUCUCCUUUGCACCGCAAAGCCUCUCUUCAGCCUUCAGACUUUGAUGACUCUUUGGUUCAUAUUAAUGUUUUACUAGUGGACCAGAACCACCCAGAAUUCAAAACGCGUUAUGGCAGCGUGGGGCGAAGUGUGGACAUAGACUUCAACUGCCUGGAUGUUCUGAUCACUCUUCAGACCUGGGUGGUUAUUCUGGACUUCUUUGGUAUUGGAUCCACAGCCAGCAACCAUGCAGUGAAGGAGGAGACCCCCCCCCAAGCAGUACCAGACGUCCCACUGUAUGAUCCAGAUGGGGAUGAAGCAGUGCAACCCGUCAACACAAAAAUUGACCUAAAGGUUCAUUCUUUGUCUCUUGUUCUGAACAAAAAGCUCAAUGAGCUCGCCAGAGCCAGCGUGUCCAAUUUAUCUGCUCAUCUUGAGAUGCUUGACGGGGACAUGUCACUGCAUGGGAGUUUGAGAAGUUUGUCGAUGAGUGACCUGACCCCUCACGGGACCUUGUAUGGAGAACGCUUUACCACCCAAGGAGGGGAUGCUCUUGUUUUUAACAUCCUCAAGUACGGUCAGCCUGAUCCUCACUUGGAGAGAGAAUGUGACAUCAUGGUGAGCCUGCAGAUGGCCUCAGUGCAGUACGUGCACACCCAGCGCUUCCAGGCCGAGCUGGUAGCGUUCAUUCAUCAUUUCACUCAGCUCCAGGACAUUCUGGGCCGGCAGAGGGCUGCCAUGGAAGGCCAGACUGUUCGUGAUUCUCCCCAGCGGGCCUCCAGGGUGCUGCUUGACAUCGAGGCCGGUGCUCCAGUUAUCGUCAUCCCUGAAAGCUCACAGUCACCGCGAGUCAUCGUAGCCAACUUUGGCCAGCUCAGGGUGAAAAACCGCUUUCUGCCGGCCGGAGCUAGCGGGACAUUUUCGCUCCGAGACAAGGUAGAGAAACUCACCAUGGUACAUGCCUUUUUCCCUUCACUGGACACAGUGAAGAGCACAGCAGAGAACAGUGAUGGACAGGACUUGCCAGAAGGCUCUGUCCCCAACUCUUCAAACUCCACCUUCAAUAGACCCUGCAGCCUGAACACAACUGGAGUUCCUGAUAAGACUAGACCUGGCAGUUCAGCGGAGCAUUCAUGCUUGUUGGACUGCAUGGCUCUGGACCUGCAGGAGAUGGACAUCUUUGCUGCUGAGCGUUUCCCUUGUUGCCUGUGGGACAUUGGAAGCAACACGGAGUCUUCUGAUGUCGUCUUUCCUUCAUACUUUGUGCGUCGCACUGGAGACAACCUGCUGAAGGACUGCUGCCGCCUCAGACUUAAAGUAGAACGCAAUCUGGACAGGGAGCUGUGCCAUGCAGUGCCUGACAUGUCCAUUCAUGGCAGCCUUUCGUCGGUGCACUGCUCUCUGGACAGGAAGCACUACCAGCUGAUACGAGGGCUGCUGGAAAACAACCUGGGAGAGCCGGUGGAGGAGUUCUUGCGACCCUACAAUCUUCAAGACCCCAGCAGCUAUACGGUGUUAAGUGGAGAUGUCUACACCAACCUGUCUUUUCUGAUGAACAUGAUGGAUGUCAGCUUAGAGCUCUUGGAGAGCUCCAGCCACACUCAACACAGAGGGUCAUUAGGAAGGUUUGACUUUGUAAAGUCAAAGUUGCUUUUUGAAAGCUUCUCCAAUGGAUCAAAGUCAGUAAACCUGGUGUCUCACUCCCUGCUGGCCAAUGACACUCGCUACAGCGAGCCAAACAGAAGAGCUGAUGGGUCUCGGCCCAACGUGUUUGACUGCAUCCUCCAGCCUUCCAAGACGGGAACCAACCGAGCUUCCCUGCAGCUUGAGUUGCAUUAUCGAUCCACGCGGGAAUCCUCCUGCUUCACGGUGGUUCUCAAUAACCUCAGGGUCUUCCUCAUCUUUGACUGGCUGCAGUUGGUCCGAGACUUCUUGCAGAUGCCGGAUGAGAAACGGUCCGGUGGAUCCAAGUCUAGACAGAGAUGGUCCAGUUACAGCAGCACAGAAUCAGGAGCCCUUGCCACUGUCAUGCCAAAGACAGUAAAGACUGGAGUUGUAACCAAGAGGUCUACCGUGCCCGUCACCCAGGACCACUGUUUGGAGGUUAAGAUUAAUGUGACAGGUACGGAGUUUGUUGUGGUGGAGGACCGUUCCUCUCUGGAAUCAAAUGCCAUAAUUUUAAAGGGCACCACUGUCCUGACUUACAAGCCUCGCCUGCUGGACAGACCAUUUUCUGGCAGCUUGGCUGGAGUUGAGGUAUUUUCGUGUCGGCUGGGCAGCGAGCAGGAGACGGCGCUCUCCAUCAUCGACCCUGUCAAUGUACAGGUGGACCUGUGCGGGAGCCCCACUUACCAGACUAGCUCAGGCCUCCUGGACGCUUUCAAUGUGGAAGACAUCCCUCCUUUGCUGGAGAUUCAGUUUCCUGCUCUGGACAUCCGCCUCUCCUACAAUGACAUCCUGCUCUUUCUGGCUAUCGCCAAGUCAUUCCCCACCGCAAGUUCUAUACUUUCACCUGACACUGAUCGUGUUGAUGCCAGCCCGCCACCUUCAGACCCCUUCAGUCAGAAGACCAGUACCAUCUCAGAAACUCAGCUGAGCCACUUACUAGACCUUGGCUUCAGGAGAGAGGACUGCAAACGAGCUCUAAUCCACUGCAAAGGCCAUUUAGAUCUUGCUGCCACUUGGCUGCUGGAGAAUGCAGAAAACGUGGUGGGACAUUCCAGAACCACGCCGGACUCUGGUUCCAGCAGUCACUCAGCUCCUCUGUCUGGGGUGGAGAUCAAGGCUGAGAAUCUGUGUAUCUGCUUCAUUGAUGACUGCCUGGACUGUGACAUCCCUCUUGCUGAGCUCACCUUCUCCAGGUUAUGUGUGCUGCAGCGCAUCGGAUCCGUACAAGAAGGCAACGCCAACUUCACUCUUUCUGGAGACUACUACAACCGAGAGCUGUCAGGUUGGGAACCUUUCAUCGAACCAUGGCCCUGCUUCCUGUCCUGGCAGCAGCAGGCGGCCGGUCGCCUCCACCCUCCACGGUUUAAGAUGGGGAUUCGGUCCAAGCAGAGACUAGAUGUUAACAUCUCCUCUGUUUUGCUAGAACAGUACAAAACCACCAAGAGUUCCUGGAUGGCUGAUUACUGUCGAGAGGAAGAGCACACCCCCAGCUCCUCAUCCUCCCCUCCCUGGAUGGGCUCCUCUGUUGAGCCCCCUAGCUUUGGACAAAAUGCACCACUGGCCCACCUUCGAACACGGAGUGCAGUUAACGUGGCUGGCCUCCAGGAGCACGUUCACUGCACAGAUGUUAGGAUGUCAAAGAGGAGGCAGCCGUUUGUGCCUUAUGCGUUGCGGAACCACACAGGAUGCACCAUGUGGUUUGCCACUCUGACUACAACACCAACGAGGGUGGCGUUGUCUCACAGCAGCAGCGCAGAUUCUAUCUCAGACAUCCACAACUCUGGAGUGGACGACAGCCACAACGUCAGCCAAUGGAGGGAGGUGUUGCCCGGGGAGGAGCUUCCAUUUGAGUUUGAAGCGCGCGAGAAGCUGCGUCACCGACACACUCACGAGCUGAAGCUGCACCAGCUGCUGGUCCGGGUUUGUGGUUGGGAGCAAGUCAAGCCGGUAUCUGUUGACAAAGUGGGCAUCUUCUUCCGCUACGCUGCCCCUGACAGGAACAGCUCUUCCAGCAUUGUGGGGAGCCCCAUUAGCAGGACCAACAUCAUCCACCCUCAUGUUUAUUUCUCGGCACUGCCCCCUGUCAGGGUCGUGUUUGCCAUCACAAUGGAGGGCAGCGCUCGGAAGGUGAUCACUGUGCGCUCCUCCCUGAUGGUGAAGAACCGGCUGGACGUUCUGAUGGAGGUCAGACUCGACAGCCCCUCAGCCCCCGACAAACCGGUGGUGUUACCUCCCAUUCUACCUGGCCAGGCCUUGGCAAUCCCUCUCCACCUGACGUCUUGGCGACUGCAGGCCCGCCCGAAAGGCAUGGGCUUGUUCUUCUGCAAAGUUCCAGUCCACUGGACCAGCGUGGAGCGACCUGAUGAGAUCAGUAGCAGCAAGAGGGAAUGUCAGUCAGCAGACUACGACGACAGCCACAAGCAAAACUUCAGGUUCUGUGUGGUCAUCAAAAAGGAGAACUACCCAGACCAGCUGCCGGCCAAGAGGCAGGUGUCUGGCGGUACACAGGAGAUCUAUCGCCAGCCUGGCCACACCAUUUACCUCCUGCCUACAAUGGUUCUGGUCAACCUGCUGCCCUGUGAGCUGAACUACUACAUCAAAGGAGUGCAUAUCAAGGGCUCGCUGAAUUCUGGAAAGGAGGCGGUUUUGCAUUUGGCUGACACGUCUCAGAACCUGGAGUUGGGAGUCUUGCUGGAGAGCUUUCCAGUGUGCAAAGAGCUGCUGAUUCCUCCUGGCACUCAGAACUAUGUGGUCCGCAUGAGGCUCUACGACACAGAGAAACGUCUUCUGUGUCUCACCAUCCGGAUCAUCCUGCGAGCACAAGGCGCUCUGAAGAUUCUCAUUUCUGCCCCUUACUGGCUUAUCAACAAAACUGGUCUUCCACUGAUUUUCCGCCAGGACAAUGGAAAGUCAGACGCAGCGGGACAGUUUGAGGAGCACGAGUUAGCCCGGAGCCUCAGUCCUUUACUCUUCUGCUACACUGACAAAGAGCAGCCGGCCAUGUGUACAAUGCGGAUUGGAAAAGGAAUCCACCCAGAUGGAGUUCCAGGCUGGUGCCAAGGCUUCUCCUUGGAUGGAGGAAGUGGAGUGAGAGCAGUAAAAGUAAUCCAGCAUGGGAACAGGCCUGGCCUCAUCUACAACAUAGGGAUCAGUGUACGAAAAGGGAAAGGGCAGUACCGAGACACACACAUUGUGACUUUUGCCCCACGCUACCUCCUGGAUAAUAGAUCAACCCACAAACUAGCUUUUGCACAGAGAGAAUUUGCAAGAGGAAAGGGGGCAAGCAACCCAGAUGGUUAUAUCUCCACGCUUCCGGGCUCCAGCGUUGUCUUCCACUGGCCUCGAAAUGACUAUGACCAGCUGCUGUGCGUGCGUUUCAUGGACGUCCCGAACUGCACCUGGAGUGGAGGCUUUGAGGUCAACAAGCCAAAGUCCUUUCACAUUAAUAUGAGGGACACCUUGGGAAACUGUUUCUUCCUGCGGACCGAGAUCACCCUAAAGGGAGCCACCUAUCAGAUCUCUUUCACCAAUUCUGAGCAGCUGCCACCACCCCUUCGUAUCGACAACCUCUCUGAGGUUCCAAUCCAGUUUUGGCAGCACGGCGUGGCUGAUCUCCGGCUGCACACUGAAGUGAAGCCCAUGUCGGUACUGGACUACGCCUGUGAUGAGCCCACGCUGCCGCCAUACCUCACUGUCACCGUGAAGGGAGCAGGAUCCUCUGAUGUCACAGCUGACAUGAACUUUUUUAAAGAGUUCAACAAGCUUUAUUAUGAGAACUUCAUCUACAUCGCAGCCACUCACACCUUUUCACAGACUGCUGAGACGAGGCCUGUUGGGAAGAAGCGCCUGAUGAGCUGUUUAGAGCUGGUUCUUGAUGUUGACACAAAGACUCAAAGAGUCAUACUGAGAAAAAAGGAACCGGGGAAGCGCUCCCAGCUUUGGAGGAUGACGGGUACUGGAAUGCUUUGCCAUGAAGGCUCGUCUCCACCACAGAACAAGCCAACCCAGCCUCGUCCCCUGGACUCGUCCUUGGUGCUGGACAUUGCUGGUCUCGCAGCCGUUAGUGACAACAGUUUUGAACCCCUAAUGUUGCGAAGGCCCGACUCACGCCGCAGCACAACUCAGACGUGGUACUUCAGUUCAGGCAUGCUUACCUGUGGCCUUCCUCGACUGGUGGUGCAGGUGAAAGGUGGCAUAGCAGGCCUUUAUGAUGGUGCUGAGGUGGUACUCGGACCAGAUUCUGGUCUGGCAGCACCAGGCCCAGAACAACAGUUCAUUAACCAGAAGAUGCGGCCCGGCUCGGGGGUGCUGUCGAUUCAAGUCAUUCCAGAUGGACCAACGCGAGUUCUUCAGAUCAGUGACUUCAAUCAGAGAAGAACAAUCCGGUCCUCAGCCAGCAAUGAACCUGAAGAAAGCACUGAGGAGGCAAAGAGCAAAUCACAUAAGCAGGAGCUGGAGGUGAUGGUCAACUUGGAGGAGGGUCUGGGCAUUUCUCUGGUCAAUAAGUUGCCUGAAGAGCUGGUGUUUGCUACACUGUUUGGUGUUGACAUCCACUUCACACGCACUGUAACCAAUGAGGUUCUAGAACUGAGUGUCCAGAACAUCCAGGUGGAUAACCAACUGCUUGGCAGUACCCAACCAGUCAUGCUGUGCGUGACUCCCCAUUCUAGUGACAGCAACUUGAAUGAAAGUGGCCCCGCCCUGCAGGUCAACUCCGUCAAGGUUCCCAGCUCUCUCAUCCUCACAGAACUCUUCAAGCACCUGAUGGUGACAGCCCAACGUUUCACUAUUAUCAUCGAGGAGAAGCUGCUGCUCAAACUGCUCAGCUUCUUUGGGUAUGGAGAGGCAGAAGCUGAGCUGGAAAUGCUGGAUGAAAGUGUUCCUGAGAGGCCCAGUGAGGAGGCAGGUCCUCCCAAACGCUACUACUUUGAGAACCUGAAGAUCAGCCUCCCUCAAAUUAAACUCAGUGUCUUCACGUCCCAAAAACUGCCUCCUGAUUUAAAGGCCCUGAAAGGGACUCUGGGGUUUCCUCUGGUUCGCUUUGAAGAUGCCGUCAUCAACAUGUACCCGUUCACCAGAGUGCACCCCUAUGAGACCCAGGAGAUCAUCUUUAAUGACAUCCUUAAGCACUUCAGGGAGGAGCUAAUGAGCCAAGCAGCUCAGAUCCUUGGCUCUGUAGACUUCUUGGGAAACCCCAUGGGCCUUCUUAACGAUGUCACCGAAGGCGUGUCUGAGCUCAUCAAGUAUGGAAAUGUGGGGGGUCUCAUUCGCAACGUCACCCAUGGCGUCUCCAACUCCGCUGCCAAGUUUGCAGGGACUUUAUCAGACGGACUCGGGAAGACGAUGGACAAUCGCCAUCAAAGUGAACGAGAAUACAUCAGAUACCACGGCGCAACCAGUGGAGAGCACCUAGUGGCAGGGAUUCACGGGCUGGCUCACGGUAUUAUUGGAGGCAUGACGAGCAUCAUCACCUCCACAGUAGAGGGGGUGAAGAUGGAAGGUGGAGUCAGCGGCUUCUUUUCUGGAUUGGGGAAAGGUCUGGUAGGAACUGUAACUAAACCUGUUGCUGGAGCUCUGGACUUCGCCUCAGAGACUGCUCAAACAGUACGAGACAUGGCCAGUCUCAGCAGCCACAGGCUGGGAGUGCAGCGAGUCCGAAAGCCCCGUUGUUGUAAAGGACCUCAGGAUCUGCUGCCGCGGUAUUCGGCCGUGCAGGCGGACGGUCAGGAGCAACUCUUCCGCCUCACUGACAACAUUCACUCAGAGUUCUUCAUCGCUGUAGAGCCCAUCGACACCUACAGCGUCCUCAUCUCCUCGAAGGUGGUCUACUUCCUGAAGCCGGGGGAGUACGUAGACCGUGAGGGCAUCUUCCUAGAGGUUAAAUACGACGACCUCUACCACUGUCUAGUGUCCAAGGAUCACGGAAAAGUUUAUCUACAGCUUACCAAGAAGGCAGAAAACACAACAAGUGGAGUGGCUAUUCCGGGACCCUCCCACCAGAAGCCCAUGGUGCACGUGAAGAGUGAGAGUCUGGCCAUCAAGAUCUCUCAAGAAAUCAACUAUGCCAAGAGUCUCUACUACGAGCAGCAGCUAAUGCUACCUGGCAGCGAGAACGAAGACUGCUUACUGCUUGAAUCCUGACCAGACGUUUUUAUGCUGAACUUCUCCAUAGACUAUGUGUGACUUUAUUCAGCCUGAUUCUGCUUUUGUAAAGGGACAGACCGCUAACUGGACAGAACACUGAUGCAGUUACUGCCGUCGUCCUACUGUACAUAAAGUUAAAUGGAUAAUCCAGUGUAAAUAGUGUGUUCAUAUUGGAAACAAAUAGCAGAAGGGGAUAAUGUAACCAACUGCCUUUAUUAAAUUUCUAUUUUGUGUACAAGAGGUUUAUUAGAGGAGAGGAUAAUAAAUUGCACUAAUACAUCAACUGAGAAAACACAAUUCACUCUACAAAUUCCAGUCAGACACCUUUCUGUGUUUCUACCUGUCUUUAAAGUUUUUAAUUGAGCCAAGUUUUCCUGUGUCUGUAAACUUGUCCCUCACCAACAGGGUAAUCCGUUGUUCUGGUUCAGUGUGUGCUCCACACUGUAUUGAAUAAAGAAAAAAGGCUGCAGUA